Molecule: messenger RNA, 752 nt
Organism: Raphanus sativus (radish)
Lineage: Eukaryota; Viridiplantae; Streptophyta; Magnoliopsida; Brassicales; Brassicaceae
Product: 40S ribosomal protein S23-2
Exons: 4
Coding region: 111-539 (142 amino acids)
Biological process (GO): translation
Cellular component (GO): cytosolic small ribosomal subunit; ribosome
Molecular function (GO): structural constituent of ribosome
Source: RefSeq, a predicted model, not a curated record
UAUAUAUAAUUUAUCUCUUAGCUUUAGGGUUUCUCUCUAACGAACUCAAAGGUCGAGCCUUUUCGCAGUUGCAGCAGCAUCUCUGUUCCGUCUAUCUCGCCGUCGUCAACAUGGGUAAGACACGUGGUAUGGGAGCUGGGCGCAAGCUGAAGAGGCUUAGGAUUAACCAGAGGUGGGCGGACAAGCAGUACAAGAAGAGUCACCAAGGCAAUGAGUGGAAGAAGCCUUUUGCUGGAUCUUCUCACGCUAAGGGUAUCGUCCUUGAGAAAAUAGGUAUUGAGGCCAAGCAGCCUAACUCUGCCAUUCGUAAAUGUGCUAGAGUUCAGUUGAUCAAGAACGGCAAAAAGAUUGCUGCUUUCGUCCCUAAUGAUGGUUGCUUGAACUACAUUGAAGAAAAUGACGAAGUGUUGAUUGCUGGGUUCGGGCGUAAAGGUCAUGCCGUCGGAGAUAUUCCCGGAGUCAGGUUCAAGGUGGUGAAGGUCUCUGGUGUCUCACUCUUGGCCCUCUUCAAGGAAAAGAAGGAGAAGCCUAGGUCUUAGAGACUCCUACUGCUUCUAAUGGAUUUUGAUAUUUGAAACACUCCUCUGUUCUACUUAAAGAUAAUCUGUUUGGAUCCAGUUGACUCUUUUUGAGUAUUCUCUCCUCCUCCACUAGAGCUUCCUCAUUUUCUCUUUUAUUUUACCACUCUCAAUAUGUCUCACAUAAUCCUAUUGAAACCUUGUUUUGAAAUGUUAAUCUUCUAAGUUUUCACA